Penaeus vannamei (Pacific white shrimp) is the source of this 1486-nucleotide messenger RNA. Lineage: Eukaryota; Metazoa; Arthropoda; Malacostraca; Decapoda; Penaeidae. The record is from RefSeq and is a predicted model, not a curated record.
CCCCAUAUUUGGAGGUGGGCAAAACACAUAUCUACUUUUAGCGAGAAAGAGAGAGAAACAUUUCCAACUGCUGAGAGGUCACUAGCAGACAUUCUUCGGGACUUUGGAGAAAGAGCAGAGAACAUGGAAGAAGAAUGCCAACAGAUAAAAAAUCAGGUACCUCUAGACAUAGGUUCCAUCUCCAUUGAUGAAAAUGUUAAGCAGUCAGACAGUGUUGGGGAGGAUGGUGACUCAGAAAAGGAGAAAGGAGAACAGGAACUAGAUGAAGAAGAGGAAGAGGAGGAUGAGGAUGAGGAUGAGGAGGAAGAGUAUGUAUAUGAAGAAUAUUGUGAAGAUGAUGAAAGGAUAGAUUCAGAGCAGCACAACGGGGAUGAAGAUUAUGAUGAAGACCAAACUGAAGAAAUCAGUGAAGAUUAUGUUAAUGCAGAAGAAGGAGCUGGUGAUGAAGAGGAGGACGAUGAUGCUGGAGGAUGGAUUACUCUCUCCAAUGUCAAAAAACAUAAGAUGAAGAAAAUUGGAUUGAAGCCUGAGGAGGAAAUAGAAGAGAAGGAAGUCCUUGUUGCUUGCAUGACAGCUGACUUUGCCAUGCAGAAUGUCCUGAAACAUAUAGGCUUAAGAGUGAUGGGAGUUGAUGGUAAACUGAUACAGCAGGUCAGGACCUUCAUUCUGCGAUGCCAUGCAUGCUUCAAGACGACAAGCAUCAUGAACAGAACAUUUUGCCAAAAGUGUGGUAAAACUCUAAAGAAAGUGUCAGUGACCUUGAACCCCGACGGCACAAAGAAGAUUUGGGUCAACACCAAGACCAAUCAAAAUGUUAGUGGUAUUGAUAACUCAUCCAUGUCUCUCCUGGUGGCAGUUCUCCUUCCCAUGCCAAAGGAGGCAAACACAAGAUACCCAAUACUCGCUGCUGAUCAGAAGGAAGCCAAGAAACAUGCCAGUAAACUAAGUUAUAAGAAGAUCAACCCACUCCACGUUGACUUUGAUACUUUAAAUUCACCCUUUGCUGUGCGUGAUGUUUACUCGCGUGCUUCACAACUAGGUUAUAUUGCUGGUAAGAAGAACCAUCAGCUGUACUGGGAAAAGAAGAAUCCCAAUGAAGGAAGAAGAACAGUAGGAAAAGAAAAAAAUAAUGGAUAUAGUUGCUUGUACUGUAAAUAUGGACAUGUAUAUUGCUACAACUAUUUCCUAAGGAUUUAUUCAUUCAACCAUUGUUUCGGACGUGAAGAAACAAUGACAGAUUCUAAACCCUAAGGUCAUUUAUGGUAUUGUUUCGUAAGUAUUGAUGUGUACUAAUGUGUGUAGAUGAUUUUUCUUUUCUGUUAUUUUUCCCCCAUAUUUGUGCUGUAUGUGUUGUUAAGGAUACUUGACUUUGUGAUGCAGAUGAGAUCUAUAAGCACUUAAAUUACACAUGAGUGUGUAAUUCAUUGAUCUGGUUGAAAAUUAUUAUAUAUUUUCCAUAGAUUGUUAAUAAAUAAUAUAAUGGAAA